This is a messenger RNA of Lemur catta (Ring-tailed lemur), 341 nucleotides long. Its product is annotated as small proline-rich protein 2E. The transcript is spliced from 2 exons. The record is from RefSeq and is a predicted model, not a curated record. Gene Ontology annotation, cellular component: cornified envelope. The coding region runs from base 31 to 249 and encodes 72 amino acids. Lineage: Eukaryota; Metazoa; Chordata; Mammalia; Primates; Lemuridae.
UGGAGAACCUGAUUCUGAGACUCCAGAAAGAUGUCUUAUCAACAGCAGCAGUGCAAGCAGCCCUGCCAGCCACCGCCUGUGUGUCCACCCGCAAAGAUCCCUGAGCCCUGCCCACCCCCAAAGAUCCCUGAGCCCUGCCCACCCCCAAAGUGCCCUGAGCCCUGCCCACCUCAGCAGUGCCAGCAGAAAUGCCCUCCUGUGCAGCCUCCUGCACCAUGCCAGCAGAAGUGUCCACCCAAGAGCAAGUAAUAGCUUGAGGAUUCAUCAGGACCAUGAAAGGAUAAGGACAAUUGGCUCACCCAGUUCCAAAGCUCCACCUUCACAUUCUCCUCAAAGCCUCU